Leguminivora glycinivorella is the source of this 2460-nucleotide messenger RNA. RefSeq lists its product as uncharacterized. The transcript has 7 exons. Lineage: Eukaryota; Metazoa; Arthropoda; Insecta; Lepidoptera; Tortricidae. The coding region runs from base 9 to 2399 and encodes 796 amino acids. The record is from RefSeq and is a predicted model, not a curated record.
ACAAAAAAAUGUCUGCGGGUCCUAAAGUGUCUUUAAUUGAUUUAUCGAAACAAUUUCGAUUUGAAAUAGAUGACUCCAUAAAGGAAAAAAUAUGCUUUGGCGAGACGCUUUUAAUAGGAUGCGGUCAUUUUGAGGCCAAAGCUGAAGAUGAUUCUGAUUCUGAAUGGUCUUGUCACUCAAGUACCGACAGCGAGAUCGAUAAGACCGAUUCUAAAAAACCUCAACCCGAAUAUGAAAUUACAGAUAGAGUAGAGGUGGAAUCUGAAAAACCAAUACAAGCAGACGUCGAACAUGAUUUUCAUACAUUUUUCUUUCCGGACUGUACCAAACCUUUACCACCUACAAACAGUAAAGCAAGUGUCAUUAUGGGUGUGGAUGGAAUGCCACAAAUAAAUACAAAUGUAAAACAAGGCAUAGAGUUUUGUGUUUGUCACCAAGAUUCAAAAACGAUGGAAUGCAAAUGUUUUCUUAAGAUACCAUGCAAUUGCGGUGCAGAAGAAUUACGUGAAUGCACCUGUGCAAAAGCCGAAGGCAUAUGUAUAUGUCAAGAAGGUGAUCCUAAGCCAGAGUGCACGUGUAAACCGAGUAAGACGUGCGUGUGUAAUCCAGACGAUAAAGUUAGACCAGAGUGCCCAUGCGAUGAUCUCAUUCCCUGUAUUUGUGAUCCUACAAGGCCCAACCCUUAUCCAGUGUGCACGUGCAAGCAUAAACCAGGACACGGCAAAGAUGAUGAAAGUUUUGGUAGUUUCGAAGGAGCUGAAGGAGAAUACGAGGCAGUAAAACAUGAAACAAUACCAUGCGAUUGUCAGAAACCGUUACCAAAAAAACGUUGUCUCUGUUUAAAGGGUCAACCUUGCACAUGUGAUAUAGUUUGUGUUUGUGACAUUCGUGACACAUGUGUUUGUGACUCAGAAGAGGGUGAACCACCUAUAUGUGAAAAUCAAGAAUCGAAAUCAAUUUGUAGCUGCCCUAUUCCACAGAUAUGUACUUGUGAUGCGGAACCAGGAGGGAUCUGUAAAUGUUUCCCCGAACCUAAACCCACUGAGUGCACCUGCGGGAAUCCUGAAGAUUGUAAAUGUUUUUCUAUUUGUGAAUGCAUACCUCCUUGUAUUUGUGACAUCCCGCCCAAAAAGAUAGAAUUGGAAUGUAAAUGUUCAGAAUUUAAUUCUGUAGAUUGCACAUGUCAUCCGCAAUCGAUCGAUCUCUCACCAUUAAAAUUGAAAAAAGUUAGGGCUGGGAAGCACAAUUAUAGAUGGUGCCAUGACGUGGAUCCCCGUCAUACAUAUUUUGAUUAUGCUUAUGGAAGACAUGAUAAAAUAUCACAUAAAGAAGAAAAGAGAGAAAAAAUUAAAAUAUUGGGAUUACAUGAAGAAAAAGUAGGAACUGAAACAAGUGCCGGUGAUAUUGGAAUUGAUGCUCCGGUAUACAAGAAGUAUGUUAGAAAGGAAUCUAUAGAUUGCUGUAGUACUCUCGGGGGUAUGAGCAUAAACGUCGAAUGUCUUGGCGAGAGCAAGGAUAAGUUUCUCGUACAAGUUACUUCGCAUUUUUCAAAAGAAGGAGCUAAAGCUGGCACUAAGCUAGUUAGUAUUCUGGAUUGUAACCUGCACACUAUGGAGGAGAAUAGGACAGAACAUAUUCAGAAGAAGGAUACGAUAAAGGAACGUAAGAGUUACAUGGCGAUAUGUGACACCGGAUACUAUAAUAAGAUAACUAAGAUUUGUGGAGACCGAAACGUCGUGAAACGGUUUUAUCACAGCUUUGAAGAUGCGCACUUGUUCUUGCUCGAAGGCGCUAACAUUGUCCUAUUGAGAUACUUUGCGCUUUCCCGAUACAGGGGUAAAAUAAAAACUGACACUGUCCUGUUGGAUGGCUUGAUUUGCGAAAGCAUAUAUGUUUGCCAUGGCGUGAGUCAGGCCAUCGUCAAUGGCAAGUCGAUGUUUGUCUGUAAAGUCGAACGGCAUAUUAUUGAAGCGUGUGGAAUUGUUCAUCAGACGCUGACGGUGCUUUCUCUCAGAGGUUAUUUAAUAUGCCAUGAAUGGGCAGAUAAUAAUUACAUCAUUCACAUCAAUCCGCUUUUGAAAACUACCCCAGAAAAGGAUUUAAUUGAGGAGCACACUCCUCUGCGUAAAUAUUGGCGUGAAGACUUACAGCUUUUGUCAGAUUACCUGGACUUUAAGAGCGCGCGGACAUCAGAGGGCGCUCGCUACACGUCAGAGUCCAGUGCUCUGACCAACGCUGUGCGCGACUACCUGCAAGCCCUUCUCUCCCUGCGCCCUCAAGAGGCCAUUCACUUCACCAGGCACUUCUUCAAGGCCACACUCUCUUCCUUCGACCUGCCUCACAACGACUACUUCGACCCCGGCGCUAAACACGUCAGAUACUUCUUUUUCGAGGAUUAGACUUUUGGAUUGUUUAUUUGAUAGGUAGGUGUAUAAAUUUUUGAAUUAUAUCUUUUAACUG